Messenger RNA from Dracunculus medinensis (Guinea worm), 1002 nucleotides. The record is from the annotation of a GenBank genome assembly. NCBI's taxonomy places the organism in Eukaryota, Metazoa, Nematoda, Chromadorea, Rhabditida, Dracunculidae.
AUGUCGAUGGCACUUGGCAAUUGGACAACAGCAAAAAAUAUUCCGCUUUUUCUUGCACAGAUUCUAGCAGGUAAAACGCUAUUAAUAGGAUGUGCAAAAAGUAGUUGCCCAAUGACGAAUGAAGGUCAGGAAACAAUCGUUGUUUGUGAAUAUUGGCCAAAAGUAUCAAAAGGACCACUUUAUUCACAAGGCAAAUUUUGUGAGAAUGGAAAUGACUGCACGCUUUACGCUAAAUCGACAUGCAAUACAGAAACCCGACUAUGUGAUACUGGAGACGAUAUUGAGCUUAAUGAAUUUCUGCAACCGAUAUACUCGCCAAAGAACAUAACUGAAUCUACCAAUUUAGUCUUAGAUUUUACGCCUUAUCAAUUGCCAGACGAUGAUAUGAUAACGAAUUCUUCUCAUGAAGAUGAGGAGAAAUACAUUGGAUUCAAACACGAUUUGCAUCGUUUAAGAUUUUUGAAUGCUCAUAAAGAACGUAGAAACCAAAUUCUUAAAGGAAUCACAACUCUGGAUGCGAUGAACAGUGAACAAAUUGAAUUUUUUUUCCAACUGACUUGGAGUGAUGAAUUGGAAAAGAAAGCUUUUAGCGAUGCUGAAAAAUGUGAAUCUUUAGAGCCAAAAUCGUCAAGAAAAUAUCAUCGAAUAAUUAUGGAUUCAUUCGAUUUCGAUAAUCUCACUUAUAUUUUAGAUCGCGAAUUUUCAAUGACCGUUCAAAAAUGGUGGAGCAAUCCAAUGGAUGAAUCGGAUGAAAAUGUAAUAUUUUUGAAGAAUUCAAUAAUUGGAUUAUUCUUGGCAACAGAAUUGGGAUGUGGAUUCGCUAGUUGUGUCGAUGAUAAUCUUCGAAUGGCAAUUGAUAUCGUUUGUCAUUAUUGGCCAACAAGUGAUCCAAGCGAACUAUACGACUAUGCGAUAGGUUGCGAACGAGAUGGCGAUUGCGCUUCUUUAAUAAAUUCGCACUGUAAUAUCGAAGAAAAGAUUUGCGUGAAAAAUAAUUUAUGA